Molecule: messenger RNA, 757 nt
Organism: Spodoptera litura
Lineage: Eukaryota; Metazoa; Arthropoda; Insecta; Lepidoptera; Noctuidae
Source: RefSeq, a predicted model, not a curated record
GGAAUAAAAGAAAAAACAUUUCUAAACAUUAUUUUUUUCAAAGAAAUUAAAAAAAUUCUCCGGAAUAAUGAGAGUACAUAUCGCUAUUGCUUUGCUAUUAGCUGUUUGUGCAAUAUUUUUCAAAGGUGGAGGUGAAACUAAAAGGUCUCGGAAACAUUAUGGUUUGAGUUAUCACUCCGGUUGCAAAGAUUAUAUAAAGACAUUUACAUGCAUGACUGCUUGCAAAAGUAUUGGUUACCAAGUAUUUAGGUUGGAUUUUCGCUGUAAAUGUACCUGUCAUGAAUUGAAAACUACAACUAUAUUGCCGUUCUUUAAGUGGCGUACAAAUGGUACUACAAGGGCGUGGGUAAAAACUUCGAGUCCUAGUUUGUACCAUAUUUAUGGUACCUUAUCUCCAGCUACAUACUCCACUACCGAAAACCUUACCACACUUGCUGAGACGACUGAACCAAGUGCGACACCAAAUCCAUGUGAAACACCAAAAUCAGGCAAUGACACAUCAGAUUCAGGCGUGACAUCAAAUCCAGGCAAUGACACAAGCUCAGGCGAUGGAUUAAAUCCUAACAAUACAGGACCAAAUCCAGACAAUAAGACACCAAAUCCAGACAAUGAGACAUCAACUCAAGGCAAUGAGACACCAAAAGCAGGCAAUGAGACAUCAAAUGCAGGCAAUGAGACAUCAAAUGCAGGCAAUUCGACAUCGAAUCUACCAAAUUAACCAGAAGGUUAAAUAAAUCUUAAUAAAGUAAUGAAUUAA